Molecule: messenger RNA, 540 nt
Organism: Desarmillaria tabescens
Lineage: Eukaryota; Fungi; Basidiomycota; Agaricomycetes; Agaricales; Physalacriaceae
Exons: 2
Coding region: 1-540 (179 amino acids)
Source: RefSeq, a predicted model, not a curated record
AUGUUGCAGCUGAACACAGCUAUCGGACCUUUCGAUGGAAGGCUGGGUGCAUUGGUUGAAAAAGGGUGGUUCAUGGUGACCCCCAAUGCAUUAGGAUUGUACCAGCCUCCUCUUGGUAUCAACCGGGAGAUGUACAUGCGAGCAGACUUUAGAUAUGCCGCCGACGACCCUCUAUUGUGGCCGCAGUUCUACGUACGCUCGGAUCCAUGGCUCAGCUGCAUACGAAAGCGUCCCAAGGACCCACUUGACCCCUUCCUACCACUCUACAAUCCUGUCGCUCGCUCUGAUUUCAGUACAUCUGGGAUCUGCAUCACAGGACAGUCAACUCGGAAGAAGUUUUCGGACGCGUCCUUAUUUGUCUACGCGCGGCCGCUCAGGAAAGUCAUUGACAUGUCCGAAUCUCAGAGCUGGGGGUCGUCUGACUCAUUGCUUAAGGAUUUUCAUCGUGGACUGUGCACGCUCCUUCAUUGCCUCGAGUCAUUGCCGUUCAUUGUCGUAGAAUUCGUUGGCAGUGGCGGAGACGCAGCGCGUAGCAAUUGA